GGAAAUUGUUAGAACCUAAAGGUCGAUGGCUAAAGUGAUUGGGGAGAAGAAAUCUAUUUGGCAACAAAUAUGUGACGAAUAUGAGGCAGAGCAGCCCAAAGCUCCGGGUGCGGCUGCUUGGUCGGACAGCUCCUCCGUCAGCUCACUUGUCACUCAGUACAACGCCAGCAAACACAAUCCUGUAUUCUACGGGCUGGCCACAGCGAAGGUGCCGGUGGACACCGACCCCCUGCACGACUUUAACCCGCUGCUGAGCCACCCUGCGCUGGCCGGCUACGCCUUGCUAGACCGCACGGAGCCCUCUGUUCCCCGACCGCCGUCAGGUGCUGCCGACACCAAAAUCCGCACACAUCAGCGUCCUACCACCUGCUACCUGCAGGAGGCGCUGUUUCCUACGCUGCUCCCCGGCCUGGAGGCCAUGCUUAUGGAGGCACUGAAACGCCAAUGUCUGCAGAGGAAGAGGACGGCUUUCAACGCCUGCGACUUCCUCACACAGUGGCUGUACAACAACAACCCCAGAAGGGCGGGCCAGCCCCCCGUGGAGCUGCACCAGAUCCCCUUCAUCAGAGACUGGCUCAGCACACAUCCCAGGCCUCCUGUGUCUCUGUCUCUGCUGUUGUCAGAUGAUCAGGCCGCUCUCCUCAUCCAGUCCUACUGGAGGGGCUACAAGGUGCGUGUUGAUCCUGAGGUGCAGGAGCUGAGACAGUGGCAGAGAGAGCUGAGGGAGGAGAAGUGUGACAUCAACAAAACAGUCCAGGAGUUCUGGGCCCGCCAGGAGAGUAGAGUGGGCUCUGACCUGGUUGACCUUGGGGAGCCGGAGCAGCACAACCAAUCAGACGUCUCCAUCCAGGUGCUAAGCCCCACCCCCCAGAGCACGGUGGUUCACACGCCCGUCACCGUGACGACCCUGGAGGGCACAGCAGACUUCCUGACUCCCAGCAUCCUCGGCUCAGAGGUCACGACCCCGGUUGCUAUGGCGCUGAAUGUGCCCGAUCCUGGCCUGGCGGCCAUUUCUCCAUCCCUGCUGACCGCACACACACACACACACUAAAGGCCAGUGUGUGUGUGUGUGUGUGUGUGUGCAUGGCUGAAUGUUUCUUUUGGUCUCCGUGGGACUCGUAGGUAAAUGUUUGAUGUUUAGUUCACAGGCCUCAUUCCCACAGCAGGAUUCAGACACACACACAUUCAUCCAUACAUGUACUGUACACACACACACACACACACACACACACACACACACACACAUUCAUCCAUACAUGUACUGUACACACACACACACACACACACACACACACACACACACACAUUCAUCCAUACAUGUACUGUACACACACACACACACACACACACACACACACACACACACACACACACACAUUCAUCCAUACAUGUACUGUACACACACACACACACACACACACACACACACACACACACACACACACACACACACACACACACAUUCAUCCAUACAUGUACUGUACACACACACACACACACACACACACACACACACACACACACACACACACA
Molecule: messenger RNA, 1533 nt
Organism: Sardina pilchardus (European sardine)
Lineage: Eukaryota; Metazoa; Chordata; Actinopteri; Clupeiformes; Clupeidae
Gene: iqck
Product: IQ motif containing K
Exons: 9
Coding region: 26-1051 (341 amino acids)
Molecular function (GO): protein binding
Source: RefSeq, a predicted model, not a curated record